AUGUUAAUAAUUAAAGAUUAUUUUUACUAUAUUUUUAUUUUAUUUACGUUUAUUGUCUUGGGAUAUUGUCGUCUAAAUAUUAAUAGAAGUAUUAACAAUACACAUACAGAAGUUUUCACAAAUGUUGAAAAUAUUCUAUAUAAAAAUGUUUCAAUUUUUUGUUUAAUAUUAACUGGUCCACAAUAUAGAAAAUCUCGUGUUUCAUAUCAAAAAAGAACAUGGAUAAAAGGAUGUAACUCAUAUAUGUAUAUUUCAUCUGUUUAUGAUAAAACAUUACCUUCAAUUGCAUUAAAAAUGAAAGAAGGAAGAAAUAAUUUAUGGGGAAAAAUAAAAUUUGGAUUAAAAUAUGUUUUUAAUAAUUAUUAUAGAAAACCAUAUGAUUGGUUCUUGAUUGCUGAUGAUGAUACAUAUAUAUCAAUGACUAAUUUAAGAUUUUUAUUGAUCACAAAAAAUACUAGUCUUCCAUAUCAUCAUGGAUACAAAGUUAGAUGGCGUCAUGGAGAUGGUAGAGUUGUACAGUAUGUUCAUGGUGGUGGUGGUGAUGUUUUAAGUAGAGAAUCAUUUAAACGAUUAAUAAGAUAUUCUUUAAAUAAUCCAAAAAAAUGUAAUCAAAAAGGAAAUGGUGCUGGUGAUUUUGAACUUGCAUAUUGUCUUACAAAUGUUGGUGUAAAUGUUAAUGAUGGAAUUGAUUUUUUAAAUCGUCCAAGAUUUAAUCCAUCUAAUCCGUUAAUGAAUCUUGCAUCAACAUAUAAUCAUAAAUUUGACAAAACAUUAUAUAGAUUAAGUGAAGGGCGUUCUAAACAUGGUAUACGUCAUAUGUCGGAUUAUCCUAUAUCAUAUCAUUAUCUUCCAGGAGAAAUGAUGCUUACACUACACUAUUUAUUAAAUAUUGUAAAUGUUAUAGGAAAAAUGAAUUCAUUAUCAAAAAAAAUAUCAACAAAAAAAUGUACUAAACAAAUAUUUAUAAAUGAAUCCUUAGUUUAUCUUCAUUAUUCAGGAAGCAAAGCAUAUAUAAAUUAA
Molecule: messenger RNA, 1020 nt
Organism: Strongyloides ratti
Lineage: Eukaryota; Metazoa; Nematoda; Chromadorea; Rhabditida; Strongyloididae
Product: Glycoprotein-N-acetylgalactosamine 3-beta-galactosyltransferase 1
Exons: 2
Coding region: 1-1020 (339 amino acids)
Cellular component (GO): membrane
Molecular function (GO): N-acetylgalactosaminide beta-1,3-galactosyltransferase activity
Source: RefSeq, a predicted model, not a curated record